Molecule: messenger RNA, 2973 nt
Organism: Linderina pennispora
Lineage: Eukaryota; Fungi; Kickxellomycota; Kickxellomycetes; Kickxellales; Kickxellaceae
Exons: 1
Coding region: 42-2942 (966 amino acids)
Biological process (GO): malate transport
Source: RefSeq, a predicted model, not a curated record
GCCGACCCUGUUAUUUUCCCCUCAGUACACUAAUGCUAAUAAUGCCAUUUCAGCGGCAGAAAAAGCUAUUGCACAGACUUGCUGUGGUCGCCAAGGACCGGCUGGCUGUUUACAUUGCGCUGGCCAAGGAAUGGCUGGGUACCGAGCGCACACACAACGUGAUCAAGGCACUGGUGUCGUGCCUGAUCGCCACAUUGCUGAUCACAAUCGCGCCCGUGCGGCAGGCGCUGGGGCCGUACGGCUUCAAUGUACUGGUGGUAGCCGGGUGGACGCACGGCGGCACGACCAUUGGGGCGCACAUAGAACUGCAGGCGCAGCAGCUGCUGGUCAGCGCCAGCGUCUGGGCAUACAUGGCAUUGGCGCAGCUGCUGGUGUUUGGCGUGGCCAGCAUCCCGGCAGGCAGCCUGGAGACGCGAGUCUACGGCACCCGUGCAGUAUUGCUGGCAGUGUUUUGCUUCCUGAUCGCCCUGGUAAAUGCAUAUGUCCCGCGCCUCAGCGUACCGGUCAAGCUCAAUGUGAUCGCGCCGCUCUCGGCACUGACCAUUUUCCCGGCGCAAGAUACACUACAUUUCCCAACCAUGCCGUCGAUAAUAUACGCGCAGCUUCUGGGCGUGGGGAUUUCGCUUGUGGUUAAUCUCUUGGUCUUGCCGAGCACGUCCAGCUGCCAGCUGGCGCAGUGCCUAGAGGAUCUGGCUGGAGAGAUGGCCGAGUGCUGUGGAUUGGCCGGGCGUCAUAUUGAUGGGCUGGCGUUUGCGCUUACCGGACAGGCGGUGGAGCGUGCCAGGGAGCGUCGGCGGGCGGUGCGUGCGGCAGCGACGCGGCUGGCCGAGGCUACGGGCAGUGUCCGGUAUGAGGUGCUGAUUGGCGUGUUUUCGCAGGCCGACUACCAGGCAAUCUUCAUUGAAGCCAAUAAGGCUGCUGCGUCAUUUGGAGCGCUCUGCCUGCCGUUCGAGAUUGACCAGACUGUGGUCCGCGAGCUGUGCAAGACCGGAGCUGGCUCAUUUGAUUUUGGCUCCCAGAACCGGGACCCGUCCGAACGCAUUGUGCAGGCUAUCCGCGAGCUCCUGGGAGAACACCAGGCGACAGUUGCGAAAAUGGCCAGGGCAAUGGCGGAUAUACACGGGCGGUCGGCUGCGCAGGAGAUUUGCCGCAUUAUUUGCCGGUGGGUUGGGGCGUCAAGACCCGCGGGCUUGGACUUGCUGGACUUGCUGGAAGUGGCCCGUCACCUGGACGAUCGGGCCGCGCAUUUCGAGCGCCUGGUCACUGCCACCAUCGCGCAGAUUCCCGAGCACCAGAUCCUGCAGGACGACCUGUGGUACAUGCACCACACGAUCCUUCUGUCGCUUGCUGGCGUGUUGCGCGAAAAUUCCCAGCGCACCAGCUGUCUGCUGCGCACUAUCGGUGGAAUUCAGAGCAGGCGCCAGGGCAUCGGCCGCGUGUGGGUGCCGAGACUCAGCUGGGAAUGGCUGGUGCGUGGCACAGAGAACCUGGCCAGCCACAUCCAGGAUAUCGAUCACCUGCAAACGGCGUUCGAGAAAUCCGCCAGCAUCGACCAUGCAGAGCCCGUGACGGGACACAGCCAGCAGCCGGGUGGAGUGUGGGCCCGGACCAUGCAGUGCCUGGGCAAUGUGGAUGCCUGGCUGCACAAGCGCAAGGUGCAGUAUGCGCUAAAGUUCACUGUCGCUGCAAUGGUAUGCGCCAUUUGGGCGUUCCUCUCAUUCAGCCACGCCUGGUACGUGCGGAACAACUGCCACUGGGCCGUCAUCUGCAUUGCCUUUGUCUUCAACAUCUCCAUAGGUGCUACCACCAGCGCCUGCCUCAAGCGCCUGCUCGCCACAUGUCUGGCUGGCGCCUGGGCCAUCGCCGCCUGGGAAAUCAGCCUCAAGGGCGCCAGCCCACCCUUGGCUGUGCUGUCUACCAUGGUGCUCUGCUGUGCCUGCAUUGGUGCCCAGUUCUACGCUGGCCGGUCUGGCCUGGCGCCCAUAGCUCCGGUGAUGCUAAUCGCCUACGCGGCAGUCUUUUGUGCCGCCUACUAUGAGAAAAACGACGGCCAGCCGGGCAUCAGCGGUGAGCGGCUCGGGUGGCAUCGCAUCGUCGUCAAUACCAUCGGCAUUGCCUUUGCCAUGCUUGUCUCAGCCGUUUUGAUGCCGUGCCGCGCACGCGUGGUGCUGCUGGAGCGCCUGGCCGAGCUGCUGCACCUCAGCAGCCGCAUCGCCCAGACCACCACAUUUAUGCAUGCUGCUGGCGCCGACCACCCGGCUGCCUACCGGUGUGCCCACUCUCGCCUGGUGCAUUUCCUGCAGAGAUCGCGCGUGCUGAUUGCGCGCAGCAGGGCACUUCACGUGACUGCCCAGUCCGAGCCCAACUUGGCCCCUGCCCGUGGCAUCGCCGCCUGCCGCCAGCUCAUCGAUCUGCUCGAGACGCAGCUCGAGUGGCAGAUGUACGCGCUCUCAGCCCACGAGCGCAUCGGCCGGGAGGCCGUGACCUGUGCGGUACGCGGCUCACUGGGUGUCCGCCAAGAUAUCCUGGGCGCCUUCGCCUGCUUCAACUACAUUGUCGCGGCUGCCCUUGCCAGCAAUCGGCCGCUGCCCGAGUUCCUGCCGGACAUCCGCACCGCCCGCCUGCAGAGCCUCGAGAUUGUGCGCCAGGCACUGAGGGCUGAGCCUGGGUUUGGUGCUACUGCGCUGUGCCGCCUCAGCGUCGGCGUGUGGCAUUUGGCUGCGGGCCAGUCGGGCAUUCUGCGCCUGGCGCGCGAUGUCGUUGGCUCUGAAGCUGACUUGCUGCCAGAUGUUGUCGACCGUAUGGCACUAGUGAUGGAGUCUGGCGGCGACCCCGACGCUACUCCCGUCAACUCCCCGCUGCUUGCCACAUUCAACCACCCUGCACCACACCCAAUGCAAUGGUUUGCCCACCAGCAUGCCCGCCACAACCUCAAACUCUAGGGCCUGAUCAGACAAGCCAUUAGCAUAUUUG